Molecule: messenger RNA, 1697 nt
Organism: Daucus carota subsp. sativus
Lineage: Eukaryota; Viridiplantae; Streptophyta; Magnoliopsida; Apiales; Apiaceae
Product: probable E3 ubiquitin-protein ligase RHC2A
Exons: 1
Coding region: 106-1290 (394 amino acids)
Biological process (GO): protein ubiquitination
Cellular component (GO): cytoplasm
Molecular function (GO): ubiquitin protein ligase activity
Source: RefSeq, a predicted model, not a curated record
CAUUUCUUCUUAUUAUUACUUCCCCUUAACCAAACACUCACUUCUUUCUCUCAGAUCUAUACAGAGAACCUAUACAUACAACCCAUCUGUAUCUAUAUCUCUUAGAUGUCUUCUUCGUAUUGGUGUUACAGAUGCAGCCGCUUCGUUAGGGUUUCCACGGACGACGACUCGCUGUCCUGCCCCGACUGCGCCGGUGGGUUUAUCGAGGUCAUCGACACGCCGGCGCCGACUAUUUCGGAGUCCCGCCGGAAUCGUUUCCCGGCGGCGGCGAUGUAUAUGGUGGGAAACGGAGGGAAUUCGGGGAACAGCGAGCAGAAUUCGUCGCCGGCGAUUCGCCGGAGCCGGAGGAACACCGGCGACCGGUCGCCGUUUAAUCCGGUGAUUGUGCUGAGAGGGACAGGAGAGGCGGAACCGGCGGAGGAUGGGAGCGGGUUUGAAUUGUAUUAUGAUGAUGGGGCCGGGUCGGGUUUGAGGCCCUUGCCCGCCACUAUGUCCGAGUUUUUGCUCGGGUCGGGUUUUGAUAGGCUGUUGGAUCAGUUGUCGCAGAUUGAGAAUAAUGGGAUUGGGAGGAUGGAGCAUCCGCCGGCUUCGAAAGCGGCGAUUGAGUCGAUGCCGGUGGUGGAGAUUGGGGAGGAGCAUUUGGGGAGUGAAUUGCAUUGUGCUGUUUGUAAAGAAGCGUUUGAGUUUGGUGUCGAAGCUCGAGAAAUGCCCUGUAAGCAUUUGUAUCAUGAUGAUUGUAUUUUGCCUUGGUUGAAUCUUCGUAAUUCCUGCCCUGUUUGUAGACAUGAAUUGGCUAGUGAUGUUAAUAAUAAUAGUAGUAGUGGUAAUGUAAUUGAAACUAGUGAAGUUAAUAGGGUGCAGAAUGAGAAUAGUUUGACCCCGAGUAAUGGGAAUGGGAAUGAGGAUGAGACAGUUGGGUUAACAAUUUGGAGGUUACCGGGAGGGGGGUUUGCGGUUGGGAGGUUUUCGGGUGGGAGGAGAGGAGGGGAUAGGGAGCUUCCGGUUGUUUAUACAGAGAUGGAUGGUGGGUUUAAUAAUAAUGGGGUUCCGAGGAGGAUAUCUUGGGCUUCUAGAGGGAGUGUUGCGAGGGAAAGAGGUGGGUUCAGGAGGGUUUUGCGAAAUUUGUUUGGUUGUUUUGGUGGAUCGAGGGGUUCGGUUGCUAGUUCGAGUUCGGAGUCUAGGAUGAAUGGGAGAAGUAGGUCAUUGUCUUCGGCGUUUAGUAAUUCUUCACAGAGGCGUGGAGCUUGGCCUUGGGCUGCUGAAGCUAGUAAUAGAGCACGGAGGUCUUGAUGGAAUGGAAGGUAUGGGUUUGAGGAAUGCUCACCUUGCUGCUGAUCUUGUAUAUAAAUGAAAUUUCGAAGAAAUGGACUGAUAAACAUGGAUCUUCAAUGCACAUUUUGUCAGUUGUGUGUAUUGAAUUUUGGAUGGUGAUGGGAGGCUUCUGUGAGGACUAGAAGCGUCAGGAAGGCGAGGUAAGUGGCCUUGCAAGGUGAGUUUUUGUUAUUGUUUAGCUGACUUCUGGGAUGUAGAAGGUACACAGCUUCGUAGACAAUGAGAAUGCCCUUACCAUUUCGAAUUCUUGCAGUAUUUUGUUUAAUUAUUGUCUAUUUAUUAAUUUCUUAGUUUGUAGUUAGCUUAUAUUCAGUCAUUCUGGCAGAAAAUUAUAAGUUUUUAAAGCAAGAUAUUUUGUUGCCUAA